GGUCACCUUGUUUGAGAGUAGAGCAGACACGAACCACUCGCCCCGAGCUGCCUGCAGUGCCUUGAAGCUGUUUGUGGGUGGCCUGGACUGGAGCACGACACAAGAAACUCUUCGUAGCUACUUCUCCCAGUAUGGAGAAGUUGUAGACUGUGUAAUAAUGAAAGACAAAACAACAAAUCAAUCUCGAGGAUUUGGAUUUGUCAAAUUUAAAGAUCCCAACUGUGUGGGAACAGUGCUGGCCAGCAGACCUCACACGUUAGAUGGCCGAAAUAUUGAUCCAAAGCCAUGUACACCUCGGGGGAUGCAGCCAGAACGGACACGACCGAAGGAAGGAUGGCAGAAAGGAUCCAGGAGCGAUAACAAUAAAUCCAAUAAGAUUUUUGUUGGUGGGAUUCCUCAUAACUGUGGCGAGACAGAGCUCAGGGAAUACUUCAAGAAGUUCGGAGUGGUCACUGAAGUUGUAAUGAUCUACGACGCAGAGAAACAGAGGCCCCGAGGUUUUGGAUUUAUUACUUUCGAGGACGAACAAUCAGUGGACCAGGCUGUCAACAUGCAUUUUCACGACAUCAUGGGCAAAAAAGUGGAGGUGAAACGUGCCGAGCCUCGGGACAGCAAGAGCCAGACUCCGGGGCCGCCGGGGGCCAGCCAGUGGGGGAGCAGGAUCAUGCCAAGCGCUGCCAACGGCUGGGCAGGGCAGCCCCCUCCGACCUGGCAGCAGGGAUACGGCCCACAAGGGAUGUGGGUGCCAGCUGGACAGGCAAUUGGUGGAUAUGGACCCCCUCCUCCGGGCAGAGGAGCUCCUCCCCCUCCACCUCCAUUUACCUCAUACAUAGUCUCCACACCUCCCGGGGGAUUCCCACCUCCACAAGGAUUUCCACAGGGCUAUGGCACCCCUCCACCAUUUAGUUUUGGUUAUGGUGCUCCACCUCCUCCACCUGACCAGUUUGCCCCCCCUGGGGUCCCUCCUCCACCUGCCACUCCAGGGGCAGCACCACUCGCUUUUCCUCCACCACCACCACCAUCUCAGGCAACUCAGGACAUGAGCAAACCCCCGACUGCUCAGCCAGAAUUCCCUUACAGUCAGUUUGGGUAUGGACAAGACUUGAGCGGGUUUGGACAAGGUUUCUCUGAUCCCAGCCAGCAGCCCCCUCCCUACGGAGGCCCCUCGGUGCAGCCCUCCAGCGGCCCCCCAGCCGGAGGCAGCGGCUUCGGCCGGGGCCAGAACCACAACGUGCAAGGAUUCCAUCCCUACCGGCGCUAGCCUGGGCUGGCAAUCAGGGAGUGCUGUCCACAGGGAUCUCUGGGACCAGCUGAACCCCGGGAUCCCAGACUUCUGAACUUGUGACAAUCACAUACUUGAUGGAAGAAAAACCUAACAACAAUUUUUUUUUGGGGGGGGGGGGGGGGGCAGAUGGCUUCUGAAGGCAGAGCUGUGGGUGUUUGGACUGCAGUUUUUAAAGAUUUUUUCCUUUCUCUAACCCAUCAGCACAAAUAAAGAAAAUGUCACUGGUUCAAACUACAGGGUUUUAAAAAUGUCUUCAGCUUUAAUUCAAAACUUCAGGUUUCUUUUUUUUGAAAUUAUUUUUCCUGAGCCUUUGUUUUACCGUAUAUUGUAAACUUUUAUGUUUAAAAGAAAAAAAAAAAAUAUAUACAUUUACAGAUUGUGAAAUUUUUAAGAGAAAUUUUCUACUAUGUAUGCUGGCUUAUUUUUUAAUUUAAAACAGGGGUUUCGGGGGGGGGGGGGGGGGGGGGGGGGGGGAGGGCUCCAGCCCCUCCCUCCCUGCCCAGGGCAGCGCUGGGGCGGAGGGAUCCGAAACUCUGGGAGUUGACAGAAAUCUACUGAGUGUAUUUUGCUGUUGUUGUGGGGGGGGGGGGGGGGGCGGGGCGGGGGGGGGGGCGGGACCCGUGGACACGCAGGGGCCCUGGUGGGUCUGGGCCUCCCUCGGGGUGCCGGGGGCUCCGCGGGGUGUAGAUUUCCCUCAGGCAAAAGGUUUCGGUGCGUUGGGCACUGGAGUGCUGAGCCCUGGUUUGAAUAAAGACAAGAACCUUUGGAUUAGAAACACCAA
Messenger RNA from Corapipo altera (White-ruffed manakin), 2066 nucleotides. RefSeq names its product DAZ associated protein 1 (gene DAZAP1). The record is from RefSeq and is a predicted model, not a curated record. Gene Ontology annotation, molecular function: RNA binding. Gene Ontology annotation, cellular component: cytoplasm. The transcript has 12 exons. The coding region runs from base 158 to 1261 and encodes 367 amino acids. NCBI's taxonomy places the organism in Eukaryota, Metazoa, Chordata, Aves, Passeriformes, Pipridae.